AUGCUAGACUUCUUUAUACAAACUUUUGGUAAUAUUAAUCGCCCGCGACCUGAUACGGAUGUACGGAUGAGGUCGCGGGCCAUUAAUAUUACCAAAAGUGUUGGUGAUGACGUGUUGUCUGUUAGACUGUGUUUUUUGUUUUCAUUCUUUUGUGGGGCAUUGGCGAAUAUUGCUGGCUUCAAUCGCUCAAUUGAAACCGUUUGUUCAUCACCAGCCAAUGUCUCUCUGAUAAAAUAUUUUUCUUCCUUUUUUAUUACUUUGUAUGGUCCCGAAUAUGGAGCUUCCAGGGCUUUGGGAGCAUUUUUUAAAAAUUAUAUCCAACUUUUGUCAGGUCAGCUGACAUUUCUUCUGCUGUUGUUUUUCAUUGCUUUUGGGCCUCCAUUUGCAAUGUUCAUCUUCACAAUUGCUAAGGACCCACUUCGUGUCAUUGUUCUCAUUGCAAGUAGUUUCUUCUGGUUACUUUCCCUCCUGCUUUCUUCGAUAUUAUGGUUUGCACUUAAGCAAAUCUGGAAUGGAAAUCAACUUCGCUAUUCACUCAUAUUUGGACUUGUAUUCUCUGUGUUUUUUCAAGAACUUUUUCGUUAUUUGUUUUAUAAAAUGUUAAGGAAGGCAGAUGAAGGACUGCAACGAGUUAGCCAGCAAGGGCAAAACUCCAACAUCCUUCCUAAAGACAUCACAAACAAAAGCAUCAUGGCUUAUGUCUCUGGGCUUGGAUUUGGAAUUAUUUGUGGUGCUUUCUCACUGGUAAAUGUAUUAGCUGAUAUGAUAGGACCUGGAACAGUUGGUAUUAAAGGAGAUUCACAGUACUUCUUCCUUGCAUCAGCUUUCUUGACUUUGGCUUUUGUGUUUCUCCACACUUUCUGGGGAGUGAUUUGUUUCAUGGCCUGGGACAAAAAACGUUACUUGUUUGUAGUUAUUGUUGUUGCGAGUCACAUGUUCACUUCUUCAUUGACUUACCUAAAUGGAUUGAAUCCUGCCGAUUCCCAGCAGAAUUACCUAGCCACUAUAAUCACGGCAUAUAUUGUGAUGAUAAUGAUGGGAUCGCUGGCCUUCAAAGUAUCUGGAGGGUCCAUUAAAUCAAUGAAGCUUGCUUUAAGCAAAUAUCCCAAACCGGGUUUGUUACGCCAAUCGUGCCAUUAUUUCUGUGUCAGCUCUCCUCAAAGACUCUACAGACCUUUACGACGAUCCUUUGAUCAUUUCAAGAAUCAACGUUAUGGCAGCAUUAAAAAUAGGAUAUUAUUAUCGCAGAAGAAUAUUAACGAGAUGCACAGAAAUGGUCGGAUGUUUUCAAAUGAGUCUGAUCAACAAGUAAAUUUCGAUGACAUUUCAGAAGAAGAGUUGGAGGAAUUAUUGCAGUCGGAUCCCAAGUAUCAAGAAUGUGUCUUGGAAUAUUACAACAUUCCAAACACCGGCCAACGAGUUUUCCUAAUUCAACCAGAUAUCAAAUGGGGGCCACAGAAACCUCUCAGUUCUAUUAAGAACCAACUUGAAGAAUCAAUUGCAUUGGUAAAUACUCUCAAGAACUGGAAGGUUGUCGGUCAUAAAGUUGUCAGCAGCAAAACACCUCAAAAGAUGCAAAUUUUUGGCAAGGGUAAUUUUGCAGAACUCACGGAACAGAUACAACAAUGCCCAGCAGUUUCUGCCAUCUUUCUCAGCAUUGAGAUGUUAAAUGGCGUCCAGUGGUCCUAUUUGCAGAAGGUGUGGAAUAUCCCCGUCUAUGACAGGUACACUAUUAUUCUACAGAUAUUUAAGGAACAUGCCAGAACAAAGGAAGCUAAAUUGCAAGUAGCACUUGCAGAAGUUCCGUAUAUCAGGUCUCGCUUGGUGUCUAUCCAUAGAGAUAGCCCAAGUUAUUCCCAAAGUGUGACCCAAAAUAUCAGACGUUCAGGUGAGAUUUACCUGGAACAGAGGUACAAGUUACUACAGGAACAGGAACUGAAGUUAAAAGCAGCUCUGCGGAAAGUUAAAAGACAGAGAGAACUUUUGCGUAAGAAUCGGUUAAAAAGACAAAUUCCCCUCAUUGCAGUUGUUGGUUAUACAAAUGCUGGUAAAACAAGUAUUAUCAAGGCACUAACUAAUGAUGCUGACCUUCAACCUGUUGACCAACUAUUUGCCACUUUGGAUGUCACUGCACAUGCAGGAACUUUACCAAAUCGCCUGAAGGUCAUCUAUAUGGACACUGUUGGCUUCAUCUCAGAUAUUCCUACCAAACUGAUUGAUGCAUUUGCAGCUACACUCGAGGAUGCUAUGAUAGCUGAUUUGUUGAUCCAUGUCCGAGACAUUAGCCACAAUGACACCAAAGCUCAGAAUGCAAAUGUUCACCAGACUCUUAAUACAAUGGUGUCUUCAGAUCAGCUUAAAAACAUGAUUGAAGUAUACAACAAAGUAGAUUUAUUACCUACCGGACAAGAGAUUGAAACUAGCUCCAAAAAUACCCUCUUGACAAAUGCUGUCAGUGGUCAAGGCAUACCUGAUCUCAAGAUGAUUAUUCAAGAAGCUCUACUGUCUACAACAAUGUGGAAACAGAGAAAAUUCCGUAUCUUCCAAGGAAGUCCAUUACUACAAUGGUUGGAAAAGGAGGCGACCAUUUUAUCAGCCGUUCCAGAUUCAAGUCAAGAGAAUCUUAUCGUCACUGUGUUAAUUACGGACAUGCUUUACAACAAACUGAAAGCAAAGUUCAAAAAAACAAGCAAAAAAUUUCCUCGCAUAACCAAAAAUGACUAA
Acanthosepion pharaonis is the source of this 2724-nucleotide messenger RNA. NCBI's taxonomy places the organism in Eukaryota, Metazoa, Mollusca, Cephalopoda, Sepiida, Sepiidae. The record is from the annotation of a GenBank genome assembly.